Messenger RNA from Ylistrum balloti, 534 nucleotides. RefSeq names its product neo-calmodulin-like. The coding region runs from base 1 to 534 and encodes 177 amino acids. The transcript has 4 exons. Gene Ontology annotation, molecular function: calcium ion binding. Lineage: Eukaryota; Metazoa; Mollusca; Bivalvia; Pectinida; Pectinidae. The record is from RefSeq and is a predicted model, not a curated record.
AUGGACGAGUUUGAAUUGAAAUGUAGAAGAGUCUUUGAUCUCUUCGACCUGGAUAAGGAUGGUCAGAUAACAAAAAGUGAAAUCAAGAGGGGCUUUAAUAUGUUUAAUAUGUGUCCGACGGAAGAGGAGAUACAACAGACGAUGAAAGCCCUCGAUCUUGAUGAAUCGGGCUCAGUUGAUUUUAAUGAGUUCAAGAUUUUAAUGAGGAAAGUUGACCAGGAAGAAGAGCGCGCGAAAGUUGUUGAAGCAUUUAAGAAAGUUGAUCGGCACCGUAGAGGUUACCUAGAUAAAAAACAAUUCACCGCGGUUCUUAAUUCCGCUUGUAAAUUGGAGGUCGGUGAAAAAUUUAGCAAGGAGGAAAUCGACAUGUUCUUCCAAGCAGUAGAUACAGAUAAAAACGGCAGGAUUGAAUUUGAAGAGUUUGUGAAAGCUUUCGCCGGAGAGGAGGACGUAUUUGAAAAUGUGCGGACUCCAGAAUAUGAACUUAAGGCUUCAGAAGCUGAGAGUCAGCAAAUUACACAGACAAAAGAAUGA